Molecule: messenger RNA, 5563 nt
Organism: Notothenia coriiceps (black rockcod)
Lineage: Eukaryota; Metazoa; Chordata; Actinopteri; Perciformes; Nototheniidae
Gene: hsd17b14
Product: hydroxysteroid (17-beta) dehydrogenase 14
Exons: 13
Coding region: 2101-4284 (727 amino acids)
Biological process (GO): L-glutamate import across plasma membrane; L-aspartate transmembrane transport
Cellular component (GO): plasma membrane
Molecular function (GO): oxidoreductase activity; glutamate:sodium symporter activity; L-glutamate transmembrane transporter activity
Source: RefSeq, a predicted model, not a curated record
GGCCCUAUGGAGACACAAUGGAGGUCUAUGGACGACGUGCACGUCGACAGACAGUUCAACGGGUCCUCUGAGCAGAUAAGUCGUCCCCAUACAAACCAGACGAGGGUUCAUUGCUAUUGACCCGCGAGAACAGCGCGUCCACAGAGCCUCCCCACCUUGAAUGGCCUUGUUGAAAAGGAGAGCCAUAAAUUGUGGGAUGAGCAGGGGGGGAGACUCUGCAUCCCCCUCCUCUCGCAUCCCCCUCUCUCACAUGCUAUCUCUUUCUUUCCUUUACCAAGUAGUGGUUUCCAUCUCACCAAACCCUUUUCCCCCUGAAUGUUUAAAAAGAUGAAAGGAUAAGGAAAAGAAUGGAGACAAAAGAGGGGAGGGUUACGUUACAACCCUGCCCCUGAGAGACUGCUCAUGAAAGAGUCCGGGGAUGGGAGAGAUAGGGACCGGAGAGGAGACGCAGAAAGAGAAGGGGGAUCAUGAAAAGAGGUUUUUCAAACUCAAAGCCGCUAAAACGGGACACUUCUGUAUAGAGGCAGACUAAAGUGCAGUCUUCACUCAGGGACGGAGACAUUUAACACUGUCAAUACCCUCAAAUAGAGGGGAGCGUUGAUGUACUUGCACCCAUUGACUGAUUACACAAGCACACAUGCAUAUACACACUAUAUGCAUUUUUUUCUUUUUCUCUUAACCAUGCCCAUCGUACAGCAGCACUCAGUGUAGAUUUCAGAAAAUCUUCCACCAGAUUAUCGUUACCAUUAACACACAAACACUGCCUGGUGUCUCCCUCACAAGCAUUCCUCCUUCCUGGCAUUUAGUGUCAGUCACUCGAAAUCCUUGCAACCCUCCCACCAUUCUCUCUACCUCUGAAUUUGUCUGAACUUGCCCUGUAUGCACUUAGAUAUUUCUGCCUCAGGGUGCAUCAGUGAGAGUUGGAGUCUGAAAAAAAAGCAAGAGAAAGUUGUUAGCUUGAUGCGGACAGGAUUGGCGGUCUAACAAAGAUGACGAUUGAAAAGUCACUUACGCGCAGAGGUUGUUUUUUGCACUCUUGCUCCCACUCUCUCAUAGACAAAACUAACUGCAACAAUUCCACGAUCAAUAAUGUACAGAGGUUAGUUCAAUGUUCCUUCACAGUUUUUCUUUCUUAUUGUCACGUCAGACUCAACAAAAGCCUUUAAGUCACAACAUAAUCCACGGAAUAACACAAUUGUCUACAGCGGUUAUCGUUUUUUCCUUUUGGGAUUUCUCUUUUCAACAAACGUCUUUCAUGACCCAAACUGCUUUUCAGACUUUUAUUAAAGCGUGACUAUAACAAAACUGAUCCUUUUCUCAACCUGUCUUUGACAUGAGGAACUUGCCUUAGGCAACAUCACUCACUGUGUCUCAUAUAGCUGGGAUAUUAGUUUCAUUUUCUACUUAUUAUCUUCUGCUCAUGAUCCACCUUUGGACAUUUCACUGUAUUCACCUAUUCUCAUUUCCAAAUGUCACUUUCACUACCUCCAGCUCCUCUGAGAAAUGUUUUCCCACACGCAGCGCCAUCACACAUCAACUUGUUGCUUCGCGUUGGACAUCCUCCUUCGUUUGAAACUCAGAUCUGAGCGUAAUUGGAAGGUAGCUAUUAUGGCAAUUACUGCAAAUAGCUGAGCUGUCAGGGCGAGCUAAAAGUCUCUCUGUCCACAAGUGAGCCAGCGAGUCAGACGUCAGACUUCAAUUACAGAUGCUCGACCUCCCUAUGGUACCAGUAUGUCAGUUCUGCAUCAUCUCCUCUUCCAUCUUCACACACUUGGAUUCUCUGCGUCUGAUUUGUUUUUCCUUUUCAACGCUCCUUCCAUCAUUCACCUUUUAAUGCACUCCACUCCCUCAUCGUCCUCCUUCCCCCUAUAUUCAAACCUCUCUUUAAUAGGAGUUGCACUGCCAUUUGUAACAGUAUCAUACACACUGAGGUAUGGCUGCAUAUGUUUCCAAUUUCAGGAGUAAUGCUUCUCUCUGUGCAAUCUGACCCAAUUAGCCAAAGCCUCCUGGAAAUGCCCCAGUCGGCAGCCAUGGUGGUAAAGAGGUAAAGGGUCAAAGGUGAUUGGUGCUUCAUACAACCUCCACUGUUGCUCGCUUCGGAUGAGGAAAGUCCCCCAUCGAAAAAAAACGUACAGGAAGAGCACCAGAGGAAGGAUCUCUUUUCCAGGGCCGACAGAUGACGCAAAGACUUUGACUUUGCCAACCAUCCCCUCUCCCUCUUCAUCUCCACAUCUCUCCUCUCGUCUGUGUGUCUCUCCCGAUGCCUCGCUCUCGUCGGAUGGGAGACAGCGACACACAGCAGACAGGAUGACGAACCAGUCGAAAGCCAACCAGUCCAACACAAACAAGAAGGAGAAAGAAGAAAGCCAGCGAGAUGACAACACAGAGGUUGCAUAUAAAGAAGCAGGCCACUGCAGCCGCAACUCCCACAACCUGCUGCUGGGACUCACUAUUCUGGGUGUUAUCUUGGGAUCGUUGUUUGGGACGCUGUUGCGGUACAUGAGUGUGAAGGACUAUGCUGCCCUCACUAUGAUUUCCUUCCCUGGAGAUAUCCUCAUGAGGAUGCUGAAGAUGCUCAUCCUGCCUCUAAUCAUUUCCAGUCUCAUCACAGGACUGGCUGGUCUAGAUGCCCGCUCCAGUGGCAGGAUGGGAAGUAGAGCCAUGGUGUACUACAUGACCACCACUGUAAUCGCUGCCAUCCUUGGGGUCAUCCUGGUGUUGAGUAUCCACCCGGGGAACCCAAAACUAAGGGGGGGUGGCGCCACAACCUCCUCAGUCCCGAGGAACCCGGAGGUCAGCAGUCUGGACGCCUUCCUUGACCUGCUCAGAAACCUGUUUCCUGAGAACCUCGUGCAGGCCUGCUUCCAACAGGUUCAAACGGUGCUGAAGAAGGUGCCGGUUAUGGUAGAAAACCAAACUGAGCCCAUCAUUGAGAACAGGAAGAAACUGGAGUACAAAUGGGGCAUGAACGUCCUCGGCUUGAUCGGCUUCUUCAUCACCUUUGGGAUCUGCAUGGGCAGGAUGGGCGAGCGAGGGAGGGUCAUGUGCGAAUUCUUCAACAUCCUCAACGAGAUAAUCAUGACGAUGGUCUCCAUAAUCAUGUGGUACUCUCCUUUCGGCAUUGCCUCCCUGAUUGCGGGGAAGAUUGCGGCCAUCGGAGACCUGGAGAUGGUUGCCAGGCAGCUGGGCAUGUAUAUGGUGACCGUCAUCGUCGGCCUGUUGAUCCACGGCGGCUUGAUCCUACCUGCUAUAUUCUUCACUAUCACUAGAAAAAGCCCCAUCACUUUCUACUCUGGAAUCUUCCAGGCUUGGAUCACAGCUCUGGGCACUGCCAGCAGUGCGGGAACGUUACCCGUCACCUUCCGCUGCCUGGAGGAAAAUCUGAAGAUUGACAAGCGUGUGACUCGUUUUGUGCUGCCCAUCGGCGCCACCAUUAACAUGGACGGCACUGCGCUGUAUGAGGCUGUGGCAGCCAUCUUUAUUGCCCAGAUGAAUGACAUCUCUCUGGAUACGGGACAGAUCAUCACUGUCAGUAUGACUGCCACCCUGGCCAGUGUGGGGGCUGCCAGUAUUCCCAGUGCUGGGCUGGUUACCAUGCUGCUGAUCCUGACCGCUGUGGGGCUGCCGACUCAGGAUAUUAGUCUGCUCAUUGCUGUCGACUGGCUGCUUGACAGAUUGCGUACCUCCAUCAAUGUGGUGGGCGAUUCGAUUGGCGCGGGGAUCGUGGACCACUUGUCCAAGGCGGAGCUCGCCGAAAUUGACGCAGCAGAAAUGCUACUGCUCCAUCCAGAGGAGGAGCUCGAUUUCAUCCCUCCUCCACCGAUCCUUACAGAGAUUGACCUGAUCGACCCUUUCAAGCCGCCCAAUCUGCCCCCUCGCUCCCCUCGCCCUCCCAAACAAAACAACCACGGCCCCGCUCUGUCCCAGUCCCAGCCCAUGAAUUACUCACCUUCCCGUUCUGUCCGAUCUCCGUCCCCGCGCUCCAUCCGCUCUCCCUCUCCACGCUCCGUCUGCUCCCACUCCCCCCGACCUUUCCGUACUCAUUCACCACGCCUUCCCCGCAGGACGGAGGCGGGCUACUGCGCCCUGCCCAGCCAUGACAACCAGGUUCCCACAAUGCAUCGGACCUACAGAGAGAGGGAACGGGAUCGCUUGAGGCGAGAGAGUGAAACCGAAGAGGACGAGGAGAGAGAGAGGGUUUUGGGUGAAGUGAGCGACGGCGAGGAGAGCGAUGACACUGCUUAUGACCGGAGGCACGCCAUGCCGACCAGCGACCUGCCAUGAUUGGAUUUUUACUUCCACAAAGCCCCCCCCAUCAAUUAGUUUCUGUUUUAUGACUGGACAGUAGACUUCUGGCUGGUUACAUUGCUACUUCUUAGAUGUAUUUUGAGUUCUCUGCUCUUCAUUAGCAGAACUCUUGGAUAAGUUAUCGACAAGCUCCCUUUGAGCUUAAAACAGAUAGAUAUUAAAAUGUUGAGAAGGCCCAUAAAACCAGGUCUGAGACUUUUGCACUUUAGCAAAUUUGAGUUUAAAUUGAGAGUUGUUUCCCUUUUACUUGUGUCUCCAUUCCUGUCUUGAUUUGUCAUCUCAUAAGCAAACUUAAAAUGCUCCUGUUUGUCUGAACUUCCUUAAAUGCGCUUGAUAGGAGAAAAAAAUCUGCUCUCGACUAGAAGAGUGUCCCGGUGUUACCAGCCUUUAACGCACAUCAGUGAGUUUUUACAGUAGUUCAUCUUUUACCAUCUUUCUCUUCAACUUUUAUUUUCCUGGCAGAAGUGGAAAUUAUUUAAAUCAAAGGAAUAGUUUUACAUUUUGAGAAAAACACUGUCUUUUUUCCUAAUCUCUGUAGCAAAACCCACCUACCAACAUCUCUUAAACUCACUAUGUUUCAUGCCAAAUCUUGUUUGUUUAGUCCAUAAAGAAGGAUACGACUGUUACAAACUGGUUUGGCGUCAAUGGGUUCCAUAGAAGAAAUAGAUCAAACAUUUUGUGGUAGAAAUGUAAAAAUAUUACACUGGAUUAAACAAACCAGAUGUGACGUGUUAGUUGGUGAGCUUAAUAUAUGGUAGUAGGCUGAUUUUGUCACCCCUGGACAAAGCAAGGCUUUUCUCCUCUAUUUUAACUGCUGGCUGUAGUUUCAUAUUUAUCAUACAGACACGAGAGAGGAAAUGUCUAAUUAUUUCUUUAAAUUACCUCGAUAAUACCAACUGGUUCAUCUAAAGAGAUAUAAAACCAGCAGACAUUAUUUUUAUAAAUCUUUACCUUCUUGCAUUUUCUUCCUUGGUGCUCUUCUUGCACAUCACCCAUUACCUUGAUGUUAAUAUUGUAUUUUUAUUGUUGUGGUCUGGUCUCUGAAAUGACGAGUAAUAGGCAAGAUGCUGUUUGGAUUUUGUUGUUAUUUGAAUUGACUAGUUUUAAUCUUGUUUCAUUAUUCUUAAUCGCUGUAAAAUAACGUCAUCAGUCUCUUCCUCCCCACUGAGCAUCUCAUUUUCAUUUUAAAUUCAUCAACUGCCUCCCACCAUCCUUGAGUCUUAACUCAGAUUCACAGGUCCAGCUCGUGUGUAUA